This is a messenger RNA of Ceutorhynchus assimilis (cabbage seed weevil), 6566 nucleotides long. The record is from the annotation of a GenBank genome assembly. Lineage: Eukaryota; Metazoa; Arthropoda; Insecta; Coleoptera; Curculionidae.
AUGCGUUCGCUGCGCCAUCUUCCGGCCGGAUCGCGAUGUCCGGUUUACAUGCCGGAAACGGCGCUCAUUCCUCCGCGAACCGACGUCCGCGACGCUGAUCCAGUUGUGCCGCCGCCGCGUCCGCCCCUACCCGUAUCGCAGCACCAGGACGACGCCGCCGUCGUCGUUUAUCUUGACGCAGGAAGUAUGCUCCGACCGCCAGUUAAAAAGGCUGAUCCUACAAAAAUGGAUAGAAGGAGACCACCGGUUUAUAGGCCAAAGUCCAGAACAGAUUCAAGUACAGCCAGUGGCAGUCGGACAGAUGCAGGUCGUCUGCGCGGUGACGGCGGCGGCGGCAGCAGUGACGAAGACCUAACACGUCAACAGCAGGACCUGAGGCAACGUUUACAGGAUGAGGCCUCCUUGUACCGACGACGUUUGGAGACUUACAGACAGGCUCAGCAGAAUCAGGCGGCCCUGGUUAGUCGUUUACAAGCCAAGGUAUUACAGUACAAACAAAGAUGCACAGACCUCGAAGCUCAAAUGGCGGAGUAUUCCGAUCAGCCAUCGUCAUUAAAAUACCCCUCAUUACCUACCACUGCCACAGUGCCAUCAGUACCAUCCGUAUUAUCCAGUUCGGCUCUGGAACAAGCUCAGCAACAUUUACGGGAUAUCCGAGAGGAACGGAUUACGGACCUUGACACUGCCCUACAAAGACUGCACGAGGAACGCAAAAAAGAACAAUUAGAAGAAUCGCACAAUACUAACGAAACGCUCACUGCCGAUUUACAAAAACUGACCAACGAUUUUGAAUCGCUCAGAGAAGAAAUGCUUCUAAAAGAAGACGAAUGGAAGGAUGAAGAACAGGCUUUUAAUGACUACUACAGUACUGAACAUAAUAGAUUAUUAAAUCUAUGGAGAGACGUAGUUUCUGUUAAAAGACACUUUAUGGACGUCCAAUCUUGUACAGAAAGAGACUUACAAAAAUUAAGAGGUGAAGUCUCGAAUAUGGGCAGGGAAAUGCUCAUGGCAUGUUCCAGAAUGGAUACAAAUGUUUUUGCAGAAAAUAUCACUGGUGCCAAAGGUGUUCAAUUCUUAGAAGACAGCCAAACCUCACUAAAAGUCGAAUCUGACAUUGAAGCCCUCAAAAUGGAAAAAAUAAAAUUGGAAACCGACUUGCAAAUGAAAGAUGACCGAAUUCAACAACUUUUGUUAGACAUGCAAACUUUGGAAGACAGAUGCGUAGAAUCUGACCAAAAUGUUUCACAAGUAAUGAAAAUGCAAGAAGAAGUCGACAUACUGGAAGGUGCUCUUAGAGACAUUGCGCAAGCUCUUAUUCAAGACGCUGAUACUAAAGACUCCGAACUUUUACAAGCGACGCAUUUACAUCUUAGCGCCUCCACACCAAUACCACAAAAAUCACCGAGGAGAUCAGGCCGUAGUAUGGCCGCUCCAGCAGCUUUCGCUGAAAGUACUAUUUCAGCAGUACAAGCAGCGCUUCACAAAUAUCAAUCAUUUAUUCAUGAACUACAGGUAAAGCUCCAGUCUAAUAAGGAGCAACUAUUGUUAGUUCGUAAACAAUUCGAACACUCAGAGAGUAAUGUGGCUGCCUUAGAGAAACGCUCUAAGGAGCUGGUGGCACAGCUUGACACUUGUCGCACGCAAUGUUCACAGCUUGUCCAAGAGAGAGAUGGACUAGUCAAAACGAUGGACUCACUUAAAGGUGAUAAAAAUCAAUUGGAUCGGAAUCGAAUUGAUUUGAAUUCCAUGUUGGAUUCACUCAACCAAGACUAUGAAAAAUUAGCUAAGGCAAAUAAUAAACUACAAAAAGAAUUAGAUACUACUUAUCAAGAAAAAAUGUUCCUACAAGGAGAAGUUGAUAGGCUCAAUCAAGAAGCGGAUUUGAGAGAAAUUAGUUUGAGAGGAGAAGAAGAUAGAUGUAGCAGGAUAAGAGAAGAACUUCUCACAGUUAGAGAAGAGUUACACAAAAUGUGUUUGUCUAAUGAUAUGCUAGAACAACAAAAAUUAGAAUCAGAUGCAAUGAUAUCUAAUUUGGAAAAAAUCAAAUUGGAAUAUGAACUUCAGCUGGACAAAAUACUUGGAGAAAGUUCAAAUGUGCAAGAUUCGUUGGUCAAGAAAGAAGCUAUAGCUACGAAUUUGGAAAUUGACAAAAAGAAGUUGCAGGAUGAUAUAAAGAGACUAGGAGAUGAAAAAGUAGCUCUUCAAGCUCAAUGCAAUGACCACCAAAACGAUAUUCAAUCUUUGAGAAAAGAAUUGCUUCAAGCAGAACAGCAAAAAUUGGAUUUGGAAUCGGACAAAGUGUCUCUAUCAGAAAAGUGCAAGUUUUUGGAAAUCGAAAAAGGAAAAGUUGAAAUGGAACUUAACCAAGCUACAAGAGAUAGAAAUGACCUCAGUAAUCAACUUACUGUUAUGGGUAGAAAAAGAGACGGUCUAAACGAAGAAUUAAUGAGAUGCAGACAAAAACUUGAACAAGCCAAUGAGACCAACGCUAGAAUUAAUAGGAACUUAGAAGAAUUAGUAAAAGAAUGUGAAGAAAAACAGUGUACUAUUGAUGCAAUGGACAAAGAAAUCCAACGAAUGCAAGAACUAAUGGCAGCAGUGAGAUCAGAGAAAGAAGCUUUAGAAGCUGUAUUGUUUGAUACUCAAACAAACUUAGAAGCUUCAGAAGACAAAAAAAUGCAGCUUGAGAAAGACGUGCAAGAAUUACUUGUAAAACAAGAACAAUUCAAAUCACAGGUUGCAAAAUUAUCGAAAGACUUAGAAAGAUCCGAAAAGCGUUGCUCCGAAAUUAAAACCAGCAUGUCCCAUCAAGCUGGCAAUAAAGAACUUGAAUUUAAACAAACCGUAGACAAGCUGCGUCAACAAAAUGAAGAGAAUGUUAAAAAACUCACUGAAGAAAGGGAAAAGAUUCGCAUUUCGUUAGAGAAACGCUUGCAGCAAUCCAUUCAACAACUAAGCGGCGAGAAAAAUGCUGAAAUUCAACAGUUAGCUGAUAGAAUAGAGGCUUUACAGAAUCAUAUUGAUAAUUUGUCUCAUCAUGACCAAAAAGCGCUUCACGAUAAACUAGAAGCUACGCGUCGAGAGCUAGGAGAAGAACGCGAAACCCUUGAGCGCCUCAAGCGCGAAGCAAACGGACGUUUCGAUCAAGACCGUGUCAUCAUCAAUCAACUCAAAGAUGAACUGAACAAGUUUAAGGCACGAUUGGAAGAAGCCAAAACAAGGAACGAGGAGGAAAAAAUUGCACUGCAACAGAAGAUUGAAGAAAUCCGCAACGAAAGAGACAAUGCACAAAACGAAGUGGAAAACCUCAAAGUCCAAUUGCAUUUAUGUGAAGACAAAGGCGAAAGUAUUAGUAAUUUGCUACACGAAACCACUAGAAAACUUAAAGAAGUCGAAAACAAUUCAGAGUGCCUGAGAAAAGAAUUGACUGAUGUUCGAAGAUUAUUGGCGGACAGCAACUUUGAAAAAGAAAAAUACCACAAUACCAAUAAGGAACUGAGAGAUCAUGUCAAAAGAACUGAAAGUGAGAAGAGAGAACAAGCGCGGCAAUUGGAGGAUAGUUACCAGAAAAUUUCAAGUCUAGAGGAGGUCAAAGUCUCUCUAGAACAGGAACGUUCUCGUAUCCAAAACCAAAUGCGCGAGCUGGAAAAGGAACAAUUACAAACCGAACACAAAGUUCAAAGCGUCCAGGAAGAACUUCAAAGAGCCCAGACUGCCGGUACUCAACAGCAACAAGAAGAAAAAGAACUUCAAGCAAGGUUACUUAACGAGGCUGAAGAACGAGAACGAUCUCACCAAGAGGCGCAUCAGCUAAGGAAGCAGAUGUCCGAAUUGGAAAGGAAUCUGGAACAAACUAGACAAGAAUUGAAUAGAACCCGUUGCCAUACUGGGCAAUUGGAAGAACAAUGGCAUGCUAGGGAGCAAGAUCUUUUAAUUCACUUGGAAGAUAGCAGAGCUAAAGAAAAACGUUUGGAAGACCAGAAACAUAAUUUGGAAGUUUGCUUAGUAGAUGCUACACAGCAAAUACAAGAACUGAAAGCUAAACUAGGAGGUGCAGAGGGAAGAGUCAGGGCGUUAGAAUCACAUUUAGCUCAACUGGAAUCUUCUAAGCGUGACAUUGAACAAAAACUAUUCAGUGUUGUAUCAACUUUAAGAAGAAUUGCUGGUAUUCAGUUAGAUGGAUCAGUUUCAAUGCCCUAUAGGCUAUUGAGUCCUUCAAGACGAUGGAGUCCUGCACGAGGUCAUGAUGAAAAAGAUGGCGCUAUUGAUGUAGACCCUGAGGCAGUUAGAAAAGGAGUUAGAAAUUUGAUGCAACAAGUGGCACAAAUUGAAAGAGAAAGAGACGAUUAUAAAACCCAAGUAAUUACAGCUAAAAAACAAUUACAAGAAUCCCACGAUACUCAAAGUAAAGGUGACCAUAAACUAACCAAAGUACUUCAAAGUCUGAGAGCUUUACAAGAAGAAAAGGGCAGCUUGGAAGCUAAAUUAGGACAGAAAAAUACAGAAUUGAAAUCUCAUAACGAGGCUUUGAUGAAAAAGACUGAGGAAGCGAAACUGAUGAGAGAGAAGGUUGUUUCCUUGGAACUAAAUUUAAGCGGGGAGAGUGACCAAAAACAUCAAUACGAGGAAAAAAUUGAAAAACUCAAAAUAGCACUAAAUCGAUCUGAAGUUGAAAAACGAAGUCUACAAGAAGAAUUGGCACGUACUGAAAACAGAUCUACUAAAUUGGAGCUACAAAGAAUGUCUGCAGAAGGCGACUUGCAAAGACUGCAAAUGAUGUUGCAAGAAAAAGAGGCUACAAUCCAGAAACUCCAAGAAAAAUGUGAUCAACAAAGCAGGUCAGUAGCCAGCUUGGAAGAACGUUGUGUAUCACUUAAAACCACAAUUGACCAAAUGAAUUGUUCACUAGAAAAAGCGUCAAACAAUGAAAGUGAACUUAAAUCAGAAGUACAAAGGCUUCAAAGGAAUUUGAUGGAGACGAUGUCUUCGCAACAGACAGAGUCAGAGAGGCUUAAACAAAUGCAAAAAGGAUUGGCUAAUUGUGAAAACGACCGAAGAGUUAUGAACGAAAGACUGGAGACCACACAAAAUAAUUUGGCGGAAAUGCGCCGUAACAAUCAGAUCUUGCAGGAUCAAGUUACAAGACUGAAUAAUGAAUUAGCGAAUAAUGAAGUACAAAAAUCUGCUUUAGAAUCUCAACUUAGGUUAGCUCAAUGGCCAGCUGAUAAUCAACUUGGACACCAUCAAGAGGAAGAAUUGAAAAUGCAACUUCAUUCUGUCUCAAAGGAACGUAAUGAGUUAAGAGCAAAAUUGGAUUCAGUAAAUAAUAAGAUGAGACAGCUGGAGGUUGAAAAUCGAAACUUGGAACGUUUAGCAUCAAAAUCAUCCGGCCGAAGCAAAUCUUAUGACAAACCGGAAAAAACUUUCGAAAAAUUGGAAAAAUCAUAUGAACGCAUGGAUAAAUACGAAUCAGACGCUUCGAUGAGCGAACUUGAAAAAUAUGAACAAGAAAAUAGAGAUCUUCGUAUCAGAGUUGCCAGAUUGGAAACUGAUCUUGCCGAAAAAGAAGCUGAGCUUGCCAGACUUAGAUCUCAAAGACCAAGUUUAGAUGCCAAAUUCGAUAGAGCGGAAAUUGAGCGGUAUAGAGCUGCACAGUUGCAAGCUGAAAGGCUUUUAGAGGCUAGAGAACAGAGUCAUAGGCAGCAAGUGUCUCGAAUGGAGAGUCAGGUUAAACUGUUACGCGAACAACUUAAUGAGGAAAUCAAAAGAAGGCAGCAGUACGUGUUGAGGAGUACUAAAGCGGGCAGAGAAAUGCAACAACUGAGACAGGCUUUGGGAGAUUCUUUGCGUACAGUUUCACAGGAUCCUUCUUUGGAUGCUCUGCUUUUGGAACAUGAAGCUAGAAAAUUGGAUAAUAUGUCGACUACUGCCAGUUUGCCUCCAGCCUUAGGUUUGCCAUCUUCAUCGUCUUACAGACGUUCGAUGACACCACAACCCAAAUAGUUUAUUAGUUAAUGAAAAGUAUUGUCGUUGAUAAUUCAGGCUGCACAUUGCCGGAUGUUAGUUAAAUUUAUUCCCUAAUAAUUAAGUGAGCAGUUAUCAAGCAUUGUGUGUUUAUAGUGAAAAAACAAAACAUGUAGGAUUAGCACCAGAGAAAUAAUUUUUUUGUAGUUUUCUUUAUGUGUUUUUGCAAAUGGUAAUUUUCGACCAAAGAAUGUUUGUUGUAGAUUAAUACAGAUAUUAGGGAUAUUUGGUACAAAAUUUUAGCGAAAAUACUAUGCAGCCAAUAAGUAGGUAUUCAGAAUAACACUACUUUACCAAAAUGUUUUUUUUUUAUAUAAAAUAUAUUAAUUUUAUAUUAUUAAAAAUAAUUUUAACUCAUAGGUACAAUUAGGACACUUGAAUAUAUCUUGCCAUCUGUGGUAUUGUUAUUUUGUAGGUUGUAUGUAAUCAAUUAUUAAUAACAGAGAGCAAGCAAUAGGUGUACUUACUCAAAUGCAAUUUCCGUCCAAGUCCCAAUGUUGUGAAUCAUGCUUUAAUAUAUUUCUUGUAUUACGACACUGUAA